AUGUCUCAAAAAAUUUCCGUUCUUUUUGUAUGCUUGGGCAAUAUCUGUAGAAGCCCAAUGGCAGAGGCCGUCUUUCGAGACGAAGUAAAUAAGGCGGGCGUGAGCGAUCGUUUUGAAACAAUUGACAGCUGUGGUACAGGAGCAUGGCACGUUGGCAACUGGCCUGAUCCUCGUACCAUCGAUGUGCUGCUAGCAAAUGGAAUACAAACAGAUCAUUUGGCUCGUAAAUUGAAGUUGACAGAUUUCAAAAAGUUUGACUACAUUUUCGCAAUGGAUCGAUCCAACUUGCAAAAUAUCAGACGAGUGUGCCCAAGUGAUGCCAAGCCGGAAAUUGCAUUGUUUGGAGAUUAUGGCAGCGCAGGCGUAUCCAAAAUUGUGGAGGACCCUUACUAUGGAGGAGAUGAUGGAUUCCAACUGUGCUAUGAACAACUGGUAGACUUUUCAAGAAACUUUAUUCGGAAAUUAUAUAUCGAUUACAACAUGUUAGAGAGCAAAUAUUCAUACCCAUGA
Messenger RNA from Schizosaccharomyces cryophilus OY26, 510 nucleotides. Its product is annotated as dual specificity phosphatase Stp1. Gene Ontology annotation, cellular component: cytoplasm. NCBI's taxonomy places the organism in Eukaryota, Fungi, Ascomycota, Schizosaccharomycetes, Schizosaccharomycetales, Schizosaccharomycetaceae. The transcript is spliced from 2 exons. The coding region runs from base 1 to 510 and encodes 169 amino acids. Gene Ontology annotation, biological process: protein dephosphorylation. The record is from RefSeq and is a predicted model, not a curated record. Gene Ontology annotation, molecular function: non-membrane spanning protein tyrosine phosphatase activity; acid phosphatase activity.